Messenger RNA from Peronospora matthiolae, 327 nucleotides. The record is from the annotation of a GenBank genome assembly. NCBI's taxonomy places the organism in Eukaryota, Oomycota, Peronosporomycetes, Peronosporales, Peronosporaceae.
AUGAUUGUGAUUACCAAGGGUGACUUGAAGAUGCGUUCCGAGAUCACUGACAGCGGCAAGCGCACGUUCGUAUUGGGCAUCGAGCUGGUGGACAAUAUCGGCGGUAGUGUGACAGUGUGCCAGCGGCGAUGCGUGGACGAUGUUCUCAAGCGUUUUGGCAUAAGCGAUUGCAAUGCUGUCAUCAGUCCAACGGAUAUCAGUUCUCGAAGCACACCAAGCGACGCAGCAACCAAGAUCAACGCUCCGUUUCGUGAGGCAGUAGGCGCUUUGAUGCACUUAAUGACCGCGACAAGACCAAACAUUCCUUUUCUCGUGGGCUUCUGUUGA